AUGAGUGAUUCAAAACGUCAUGGAACCCGGAUUUUUAAAAAGUCUACCCCAAACGGAAAGGUGACUGUCUAUCUGGGGAAACGUGACUUUAUUGAUCAUUUGACUCAUGUUGAUCCUAUCGAGGGUGUUGUAUUAAUUGAUCCAGAAUAUGUAAAAGGUCGCAAGGUUUAUAUUCACUUGCUCUGUGCUUUUCGACAUUGUCGGGAUUUUGAUGAAUUUCAUGGAAUCAAUUGGCAUAGGGAUUUAUUUCUCAACACCAAACUAGUCUACCCUACAAGGACUUUUGACGAUGACAACUCCCAACCUAGAAUCUCAAGGCUCCAGGAACGACUGGUUCGAAAACUUGGCCCGGAUAGUUACCCUUUUACAUUUAAGGUACGUUUAAGUUCUGAUCUUUUUAACUUUUAUUUUUUGCGCUCGUAA
This is a messenger RNA of Rodentolepis nana, 423 nucleotides long. Lineage: Eukaryota; Metazoa; Platyhelminthes; Cestoda; Cyclophyllidea; Hymenolepididae. The record is from the annotation of a GenBank genome assembly.